Molecule: messenger RNA, 1992 nt
Organism: Saccharomyces paradoxus
Lineage: Eukaryota; Fungi; Ascomycota; Saccharomycetes; Saccharomycetales; Saccharomycetaceae
Gene: RGP1
Product: Rgp1p
Exons: 1
Coding region: 1-1992 (663 amino acids)
Biological process (GO): retrograde transport, endosome to Golgi
Cellular component (GO): Ric1-Rgp1 guanyl-nucleotide exchange factor complex; Golgi membrane
Source: RefSeq, a predicted model, not a curated record
AUGCGUGCACACAGAAUCGAUACAUUUCUCAUAAGAGAAAACAUCAAACUGGAGAUCAUACAUGAAUCGAAUUCAUAUUUUGGCGGAGAACAUAUAUCAAUCGCUUUCCGAUUCAAGCACUUAGGCUCACAGAGUGAAUUGUUCAACUAUAAAGAAAAGCUUCUCACUAUUGAUAAAGCGGUUGAAGAGAAGUUAGAACAACAGGCGAAAAUUCAGGAUGAUGCUGAAGGCACGAUGGAAAAUCAAGCCUGGUCACUGAAAUCAUUACUAGGUGCCUUCAAGAAAACAGGUGGUCCUGGAGAAAGCGUGGAUUCACAUAACAUGGAAAUGCUACAUGAGAAUAAGGUUUUAAGAGGAAGAAUACUGAAGCAAAUGUAUUUUCAUCAACCUGUUACUCUAAUAUCUGGUUAUGUUCAAAUAUCGGGCAUCUUUCAGUACGAUUCAGAAGUAAUUGCGCAGUCAAAAUUUGAACAAAAUGAAGUAAGAAUGGUAGGGCUGGAUAUUUUAUCUGGACAUGCAACAAAUUCUGUCUUUGCAUCUGAGGAUGGGGAUCAUGUUAAAGGUAGGAGAAAUUUAAUCAAGUAUUUCAAUUCAGAUUAUACAAAUGUGAGCAAUGGUCUUCUUUUCUCAGAAACCAGUUCUAGGGGAGGAACAAGUAAUUAUAAUGAACGGACCUUAGCGAACUCAAACGAUACCAGCAUAAGAACAUUGCCUCUCCUUCUGAUACCACAGACACUUAUAUUUUCUGAAAUUUCUUUGGAGCCUGGUGAAGUAAGGACGUUCUAUUUUAAAUCUACAAAAUUGCCAAAAGAUAUAUGCCCAAGUUAUUCAUCAUCAAAAAUUGCAUCAAUAAAUUACACCCUUGAGGUUGGUGCGGAUGUACUUUCUGAUGAUAACAUCGAGGCAUUUUCGAAUAGAGUCCCAAUAACAAUAGCACCAUAUAUUAGUUCGAAUGCUGAACAGUAUACAUCACAUCUCGAUAAGCCUCCUAUCGUAUUAAAGGCAGGUAACAUAAAAGAAUUGAAGCCGCGUUCAUUCACUCGAAAAGUUUCUACAGCUUCUGCUGUAUCGUUUGGUAGGAGGAAAUCAUCUAUAAUUGGCAUUGAUUCUCCAUUAGAAGAUAGUGAAUUUGUCAAGCGCGUCAAAAAAAACUUUAUUGAAUUAGUAGAAUCCAACCAGAAUGUGCCAAGAGAUAUAGAUGAACUCACUGACUUACAAAUGGAAGUACAGUUUGGAAAGGAUGAAGAUUCUUCGGAUCCUGAACCCAACGACUCCCACUUUUCGAAUGAAAUGGUGACAUCUGCAGAGUCUAGCACGACAGGCAAUGCUGUUACUAAGAGGAGGAAAAGUGACUCUGUACGCGAUAACAUCUCUAAUCUCGACCAAAAGGUGUGGAAGGAUUGUUCUCUGGCUAAGUCAGAUGAGAACUCUAAUCUUCUACCCCAGUUAGUUAAUUUACAACGCGCAUACCAAAUUAACAGAAACAAUGAGACUAUGGCAACAUUAUCUUUGUCAGCACCUUUUUAUAAGACAACCGAUGACAUAAAUUUGGUCAUUGAAUUAGAUUCGAUAACGACACCUUUACUAAAAGUAACUUCGUUGACUGUGUCCUUAGAAUCGUUUGAAAUUAUAAAUCCAAAAUACAAGACUGAAGGGAAACGAAUGGGGAGCAAGCCAAAAGGGAACUCGGUGUAUGAGAAGCAUUUCAUUUGUUUUGAUGAGUGUAAGUCUGUGUCGGUAAAAUUACUUCCUCCAAGAUCGCCCACGAACCAAAUUACUGGGCAAUUCAAGACAGAUGUCUUCCAACACAAGUGGAUGAUAGGACUAAAAUUCGUAAUAGUCGCAAAGACAGAAAGUAUUACGUUGGAUCAGUUUUACGAGGAUAAAAAGGGCGUUCUGUUUCAUUCAAAAGAGAAUCUAGAAGGUGAAGAGUUUACAUGUUACAUUCCCAUUCCAAUAUUAGGCACAUCUGAAGAUUUCAUGGGAUGGUAA